This is a messenger RNA of Chenopodium quinoa (quinoa), 1824 nucleotides long. RefSeq names its product ethylene-responsive transcription factor ERF027-like. Gene Ontology annotation, molecular function: DNA binding; DNA-binding transcription factor activity. Bases 687 to 1373 code for a protein of 228 amino acids. Gene Ontology annotation, biological process: regulation of DNA-templated transcription. NCBI's taxonomy places the organism in Eukaryota, Viridiplantae, Streptophyta, Magnoliopsida, Caryophyllales, Amaranthaceae. The transcript has a single exon. The record is from RefSeq and is a predicted model, not a curated record.
CAUAGACAUUUAAGACGUUAGUGCGGAUAUAUAUUUAUAUUAUCGUGUCACGACUAACAACGAACCCAUAACAUAAUCAAUAUCUUUCACAAAUCAAUGAGGUAAAACCAACAAAAUCAGGCCCCUACCUAGAGAGAAUGAGCACACAAUUAAAAACCCAAAAGACCCACCACCUAAAAGAAGAUUAAGAAAAAAUCACAUAAACACUAAGAAUGAUUUAACAACAAGACUGUUUUCUUUGAUUAGACCUAAAGUUGAUGGGGGAUUAAUCAUAAUAAUUAUGGAGGCUUAUAUUAAACGUAUUUUUCGCGCUUAAUCCGUGUACUUUAAUAUUUUUCAUCUACAUAAAAAAAAAAAACCCUAGAAUUUCAAUUAAAACACCCCCUUCAUUUUAGCCAGCUAAUUAGCAAACUCAUCACCUUCUUUAUUUCAACAACCACCAUGCAAAAAUCAAAAAUCAAAAACAAACUUUUUAUAAUUAUUAUAAACAUGAUCUAUCUAGUAGUACUUCCGCGAAUUUCCCACGUUUUGACCACUUAUUUCCCAAGAAUAUAAAUUGUAAUUGUCACUGAAUUAAUUAGAUCAAAUUAUUAAACCCCUUUUCUAUUUUUCAACUAGAAAAUAAUCCAAAAAAAAUCAGUCACUAUUAAUAUAGCUAGGUGUUGUCCUAGUAUAUUACACUCUACAUGGCUGACCAAACUGAAUCAUCAAACGUUAACAAACAAUUCAAUCAACAACUGCCACUUCUUUCAGUGUCCAUUCCUCAAACCGAGUCGUAUCAAAAAUCCUCGCUACCACCACCACCACCAUCACAAAAUAUGGUAGGUGCAGGGCCGUCAAUGUCGACGGCCCUGCCUGCUGUAUCCCCCACGGGGAAGCAUCCCUUGUAUAGGGGGAUACGUCCCCGGGGCGGGAAAUGGGUAUCCGAAAUUCGCGAACCAAGGAAAACAACACGGAUAUGGCUCGGCACAUGGCCUACUGCCGAAAUGGCAGCAGCUGCUUAUGACGCUGCUGCCCUCGCUCUUAAAGGGAGCGAGGCGGUUUUGAAUUUUCCUGAUGAUGUACUGAGGUACCCGGUUCCGAACUCGAACUCUCCUGCAGACAUCAGGAAUGCUGCGGCAACUGCCGCAGCAAUGAAGCAGGAGAGAGAGAGAAAGAUUGGGGAUGAAUUGAAGAAUGUUGGAAAAAAAGGAGCAGAAGAGGAGUUCAUAGAUAUGGAGGCAUUGUUUAAUAUGCCGAAUUUGCUUGUGGAUAUGGCGGGAGGAAUGAUGGUUAGCCCGCCUCGAUUAAGCGGGACGGGUGAUCACGACUACGACAUGGGUGAAGAUGAUUGUGAUGUUGGUGAAUCUGGGAGCUUGUGGAAUUAUGAUUAAUUUGGUUGUAGUAAGCAUGGCCUUAUUGCUUGCAGUCUUUUCUGACUAUUUAUGAAACUUCAUUAAGUGAUAGAGUGGCCUUGCUAACACUUUGACUCGGCGUCUCGCGACUCGUUGGCUGACAUAGUAACCACGUCUUCAUCGCUUUUUUUUUUUUUUUUUUUUUUUUUUGGUAAUUUUGAUAUGUUUGUUUCCACUCAAUAUGAGUGUUUCUGGUUUUUUUUUUUUUUUUUUUUUUUUUUUUUUUUUUUUCACCCAUCUGAUCAACUACUAUAUAUGACUGAUCAUGUUGGAUGUAAGUAAAUGUCUACGUAUAGUAAUUCUAAAGUAUGUGGAUGUUAACUAAUGUAUUUGGUUAUUAAACUGUCAAAUGGUAGUAAUGAAUAUUUGAGAUUGAAUAUUAUUGUCUUUUGUGUCUCUUUCUAUAAAAACGUGUAAUGUAUUAUGUGGA